CCGGGCGCGAGGACGCUGAGCUGCCGCGCGCAGGACCCCCGCGCCGCCCGGCCCGCCCCCACCGAGUGUCAGAACGUAAAGCGAGUGCCGCCCGUGCUGCCACGCCCCGCCGCCGGCCGACCCCGGCCGCCCCGCGACUGUGCUCGUGCACCUCGGCGACUGGUUGUGCUCCGCCUGCUCGUCCUCCUCGUUGUGCUGUGAGAUUGUGCCGGCAUCACAAGCGGCCGCGCACUGAAGUGGCCGUGCGGUGCGACCCCGCCAGGAUUAACCCCGCGGCUCUGCAUGCCCCGCCAGCAACAGGACGGCCCGCCGCGGUGCGCUCGGAGCGCCGGCCGCACGGCACCCGCGAGGCCCGCGCCGACCAGCGACCCGUCCUGGUGAUCCAGUGCGUGCGUGUUUGCGUGUGCGUGCGUGCUUGUUGUGUCAGUGGCCGCAAGCAGCGCGCGAAGAAUACAAAGAUAAAUAACCGAGUGAGAGAAGAAGACAAGUGUUUGUUUGUGUUGUCGGAUGUCAGUCAGCUGACCGCCUGCGGACCAUGCCCCGGCACGCUGCUGCCGCCGGCCCGCGGCCCCGGGCGCCGCCCCGGCCGCUGCCGCUGCUGCUGCUGCUGCAGCUGGCGCUGCUGCUGCUCGCCGGACAGGGACUCCACCGCCACGGCCUCAUCGUCGCCGCCGAGGCCGACGUCAACCUCCCGCUAGGGGCCAUCUUCGACCAGGGUACAGACGAGAUCCGGUUAGCGUUCGAGUUCGCCAUGCUGAGCCACAACCACAACAUGUCGGGCCGGCGGUACGAGCUCGAGGCCUUCGUGGACGUCAUCAACACUGCCGACGCCUUCAAACUGUCCAAACUGAUAUGCAGCCAGUUCUCGAGAGGGGUGUUCGCCAUGCUGGGCGCGGUGUCACCAGACUCGUUCGACACGCUGCACUCGUACUCAAACAUCUUCCAGAUGCCCUUCGUCACGCCUUGGUUUCCUGAGAAGGUUCUGACGCCGUCCUCGGGGUCGUUGGACUACGCCAUCAGCAUGAGGCCUGAGUACCACCAGGCCAUCAUUGAUGUCGUGAAGUUCUACGGCUGGAAGCACAUCAUCUACAUGUACGACUCGCACGACGGGCUACUACGGCUACAGCAGAUAUACCAGAGCCUGAAGCCUGGCCCGCACGGCUUUCAGGUGGAGAUGGUCAAGCGGGUCUCCAACACAUCGGAAGCCAUUGAGUUUCUCCAUAGCCUGGAGAGCUCCAGCAAGUCGGCGCGGUGGACGCACAAGUACAUCGUGCUGGACUGCACCACGGAGAUGGCCAAGGAGAUCGUGGUGGCGCACGCCCGCGACGUCCAGCUCGGCAAGAGGAUCUACCAUUACCUGCUGAGUGGAUUGAUCAUGGACGACCGGUGGGAGACGGACGUGCUGGAGUACGAGGCGAUGAACAUCACGGGCUUCCGGAUCGUGGACACGACCAAGAAGCACGUGCGCGACUUCAUGCAGGGCUGGAAGGAGCACGUCGCCACGCUGCCCGCCUCGCCAAGCGCGCGCCUCAGCCUGUCGUCUAUCUCGGCGCACGCAGCCCUCAUGUACGACGCCGUGUUCGUCCUGGUCGAGGCGCUCAACAAGCUCCUCAAGAAGAAGCAGGUGCCGCUGCGGCGCGCCGGCCAGGCCUCCAACAGCAGCCGCUGGCCCGACUGCAACGCCUCGCUCACCUGGGAGCACGGCGACAAGAUCUCCAGGAACCUGCGCAAGGUGGAGCUGGAGGGUCUGACCGGGGACAUCCGGUUCAACGAGGCGGGUCGGCGCGUCAACUACACGCUCCACGUGGUCGAGAUGUCCAUCAACAGCAACAUCGUUAAGAGAGGUUUCCGGAAGAGUGAGCUCACCGGCAAAUCCCACCUAAUGGGGCGUUGGAGACAUUCACGUUGUACGGCCGACUGGGAAAGGUUUGGCGACAAAAUCGUGCGGGUCAAGGACGGCAAGUACGGCCACGUGAACCCCGACGCGCCGGCAGGCUGGGACGGCAUGAUGGGCGAGCUCAUCCGAAUGGUAAGAGGGACCAGUCGACAUUUUCCUCCCUUUUCCUCGAUCGCGGCAGUGCCUUUUACGCAGGGGGAGCAACAACAUCCUUUUUGA
Molecule: messenger RNA, 2116 nt
Organism: Frankliniella occidentalis (western flower thrips)
Lineage: Eukaryota; Metazoa; Arthropoda; Insecta; Thysanoptera; Thripidae
Product: glutamate receptor 1-like
Exons: 11
Coding region: 536-2116 (526 amino acids)
Source: RefSeq, a predicted model, not a curated record